AUGGCCACCCCCAGCUCCUCACAGGAUCAGGCCUGGAGCCUGGAGCUUCCCUCCCCCGGGGCACUAUCCCCGCCUUCGGGGUCUCCGGAGCCCGAGGGUGCUGGCAGCCCGCGGGCCCCCGCCGGGCUGCCGGUGCAGAAAGUGAAGCGGCCCAUGAACGCGUUCAUGGUGUGGAGCUCCGCGCGGCGCCGCCAGGUGGCGCUGCAGAACCCGAAGAUGCACAACUCGGAGAUCUCCAAGCGGCUGGGCGCGCAGUGGAAGCUGCUGCGCGAAGACGAGAAGCGGCCCUUCGUGGAAGAGGCCAAGCGGCUCCGGGCCCGGCACCUGCGGGACCACCCGGACUACAAGUACCGGCCGCGGCGCAAGACCAAGAGCCCGGGCACCGGGGCGCCACACUUCGGCCCCAGCGUGGCGGACGGCGGGCCUGCUUGGGGGCCAACUUUUGCGACCACCCAGGGUACCAGAGGCUUCGGGUACCAGCCCCCCAACUAUUCCACCACCUACCUGCCCGGCAAUUAUGGCACCUCACCUUACAAACGCGAGGCCUCUGCGUCCUGGCCCCUCCCUCAAGGCUGCCCAAUGCUCCCAGCUGAGCUGAUCAGCCCCCAUAACCCCUACAGACCUGCGGCUGACCCUCCCACUACCUAUAACCCUCCCCUAACCUACCUUUAACCCCUGUGGACACAGACCACCGGGAAGAACCAUACUGUGCCCCCAGGCUGCAAACCCUUUUGGUAUUGGGACCAUUCCUCUCAAAGGCAGGAGCAUUGUGGUCCUCCCAGAGCCAGCAGAGGGAGCCCACAAAGGUGCCAGCCAUGCAAAGGGCCCUUUUCCUGCUUGUAGAAGACAGAAUUGAGGUCACCCUUCAGGAGAGCUCCCUAAGUUCUGUGAUUUGUGUGUGUGUGUUUGAGACCAUGUUUUUCCUGAUUAAACCCUGUCUCUGAGUCUA
Echinops telfairi (small Madagascar hedgehog) is the source of this 949-nucleotide messenger RNA. RefSeq names its product SRY-box transcription factor 15 (gene SOX15). The coding region runs from base 1 to 672 and encodes 223 amino acids. Gene Ontology annotation, molecular function: RNA polymerase II cis-regulatory region sequence-specific DNA binding; DNA-binding transcription factor activity, RNA polymerase II-specific. The transcript has 2 exons. The record is from RefSeq and is a predicted model, not a curated record. Gene Ontology annotation, biological process: anatomical structure morphogenesis; negative regulation of transcription by RNA polymerase II; positive regulation of transcription by RNA polymerase II. NCBI's taxonomy places the organism in Eukaryota, Metazoa, Chordata, Mammalia, Afrosoricida, Tenrecidae.